UGGCCGUUUCCUGCUUCUUCUGCCCAACUAGUGGCAGAGCUUUUCUCCUCUCUCUCCAGCGCUGUAGCUACGGCGAAACACGCACACACACACAUUCACACACUCUCAGCCUGGACAUCAGUGGCUUUACACGAACGAAGGCAGAAGCCAGCCACUGAGAAUAGCACGUCCACGGAACACAAAUCACAGCGAUGCGGAGGAAAUCGAGGAUAUUACUGUGUUUCGCCGUGCUCUGGGUGCUCGGAAUAGCAUAUUAUUUCUAUUCGGGAACAACGCUAAAUCGAAAGGAUGACUGGAGUGGGUUAAAUUCAAACAGAAUUCAAGCACCUGUCAACACAGACGACAGAGCCCAUAGCAUGGAAACGCUUCCUCCUGGAAGAACAGAAUCUACACACACUCAAGAGCACAAAGGCAAAGUGAGGUGGCAGGACUUUGACCAGGACCUGUACGUGGGAGCUACAGUGGUGAGGCCGGGACAGGAUCCCUACGCCCGAAACAAGUUCAACCAAGUGGAGAGCGACAAACUCAGAAUGGACCGUAGUGUCCCAGACACUAGACAUGACCACUGCCGUCAUAAGCAGUGGAGGACAGAUCUGCCAGCGUCCAGUGUGGUGAUCACAUUCCAUAAUGAAGCCCGCUCUGCUUUGUUGCGCACUGUGGUCAGCGUACUGAAGAAGAGUCCUCCCCACCUGGUCAAGGAGAUUAUCCUUGUGGACGACUACAGUGACAACCCUGAAGACGGGGCCUUACUCGGGAAAAUCGAGAAAGUCCGAGUCCUUCGGAAUGAUCGGCGAGAGGGUCUAAUGCGGUCUCGUGUCCGAGGGGCAGAUGCAGCCACAGCUACUGUCCUCACCUUCCUGGACAGCCACUGCGAGUGUAAUGAACACUGGCUGGAGCCUCUGCUGGAGAGGGUUGCCGAGGACAAGACACGUGUCGUCUCACCCAUCAUUGAUGUCAUUAACAUGGACAACUUCCAGUAUGUUGGAGCCUCUGCUGAUCUGAAAGGAGGUUUUGACUGGAAUCUGGUCUUUAAGUGGGACUACAUGACUCUGGAACAGAGAAGAGCACGACAAGGGAACCCUAUCGCCCCUAUCAAGACUCCUAUGAUCGCUGGGGGCCUCUUCGUCAUGGACAAAAGCUACUUUGAGGAGCUGGGAAAAUACGACAUGAUGAUGGAUGUGUGGGGUGGUGAAAAUCUCGAGAUCUCCUUCCGUGUGUGGCAGUGUGGGGGCAGUCUGGAGAUCAUUCCCUGCAGUCGAGUGGGACACGUCUUCAGGAAGCAGCAUCCGUACACCUUUCCUGGAGGCAGCGGCACAGUGUUCGCCAGGAACACCAGGCGAGCAGCAGAAGUCUGGAUGGAUGAUUUCAAGAAUUUUUACUAUGCCGCUGUGCCUUCUGCGCGGAACGUGCCCUACGGAAAUAUUCAGAGCAGGCUGGAAAUGAAGAAGAGGUUGGGCUGCAAGCCGUUCAAGUGGUACCUCGAGAAUGUCUACCCGGAGCUUCGGGUCCCUGACCACCAGGACAUUGCCUUUGGAGCUCUGCAGCAGGGAGGGAACUGUCUAGACACACUGGGGCACUUUGCUGAUGGUGUGGUGGGGGUCUAUGAGUGCCACAACGCAGGGGGCAACCAGGUAUCAUUCAGGGCGCAGGAAUGGGCCUUAACUAAAGACAAGUCUGUGAAGCACAUGGACCUGUGUCUGACUGUGGUGGACCGCACGGCGGGUUCCCAGAUCAAACUGCAGGGCUGCAGGGAAAACGACAGCAGACAGAAAUGGGAGCAGAUUGAAAAUAACUCUAAGCUGCGGCACGUGGGCAGUAACCUGUGUCUGGACAGCCGGAGCGCCCGCAGCGGGGGUCUGACGGUGGAGGUGUGCAGCCCCUCCCUCACCCAGCAGUGGAAGUUCACGCUCAACUUGCAGCCCUAGUCCUGUCUUCCCCCUUCCCCCCUGCCCUAUCCCUUCCCCAGGUCCCAGAGCAGCCCCUCCCCCCGAACUCGGGGGUCAGCGCACUGCUGUCUGAGGAACACUGCCCCAAACGCAGUCUGCCUGCUCACAGCCCCCAGGGGCCAUGGGGCCACGCUAACGGACGACAAAAACAAACACAAUGACUUUUUCCAUCCAACUAUAUACCUCACCGUUUCAUUUUUUUGGUCCAGCUAUUGGAAAGUGAAUCUAAACUUUAAUUUAAAAAAAAAAAAAACAACAAAAAGAGGUUUUCCUUCCUGUUUCUGACGCCAGCCAAAAGGAUCUGAUUUCUGUUGUUGCCGUUUUUUUUUCCUGAUUUACUUUUUUCAUGUUUCAUUUUUUUUCCAUCACUUUUUUCCUUUAAACAAAGGUGACUUACUCUGCUGUUCUUUUCGUUUCACGUAACCAAUAUUGUCGAAUGUAAGUGACUCCCCGAGGCUCCCUGCCCGCGCGCCGUGUGUCUGGAAUUCUAAUGAAGACCGUUUCACGUCAGCUUUCUUUGCUUUUUGUCUCUUCCGCAGGGAUGAGGGAGGACAUGCGUGUGCUGUACGUGUGCACUUUCACGCACACUUAAGACUGUGGAGAGUCUCCAGGCCUCGUUUUUUUUUUUUAAACUGUCUGUUGUACACAGUAAACAGUAUCCACACAAAAAAAUCAGAGGCCAGAUUUGUUUUCAGUUUUAUGUAUUUUUUUUCUAUAGUUUCUGUCAAAUUUUCAUUCGUCUGUCUUGCGUCUUGAAGGUGCAAUGUGUAAAGAUUUGAACUGCUUCCUCUUUGGGCCUCUGGAGCGUUUCGGAGGGGAACUGAGGUGUGGAACAGGGUGCUGCUGCUGGACCCCACACCUUGUAGCACUGGCUGCUACUAUUCAGCAUCUGCCCCCCAUUUGCUAACAGAGUUUUUCUGGUUGUCCUUCACUUUUUCCCCCCUUCAUGUAAUCAGACCAUUUUCCUGUCAUUGAGAUAUUCUAGUUCUAGCGAUACUUCAUAGUUUUUGAUAAUUGCAUUAUGUGGAAUAAUCAAGUCAACAUGGUAACUGUAACAGUUUUCUUCUGAAAUGUUUUUUUUUUCCCCCCACUCUUUGUCAGUGUCCGGGGGGUAAUAUCAUAUUAACCUCCUGCAGAAGCGUUAAUGUGUUGGUCAUAUGAUAAAACAGAAUUCCAGUGACAGGAACGUUUUCUUGUUGCUUGCACAAACUUGUUUAUUCUUACAUCACAGUCCUAGUAGUUAUUGUAUUAAUUCUGAUCAUGAGCUUCCUAGCGCAAGGCGGUGUCGGACAUGUUUAAUUUUGUGUAUUGCACAUGGUGUUGUUACUUGAUAAUUUCUUGUUAACCUAGUUUUCAAUUGUUGAGCGAUAUGGGGUGACUACAUCCAUAGCCUUUGACUAUAUCCAUGCUACUGUAAACCGAAAGGGCGACUGACCAGCUCUCAGCAUGUGCGUCUGGGCUAGAAGCCGCUGUUACUCAACUGGACUUGGAAAGCAUCUGUCUGUCUCUGUCACAGGUGUGAAUCUCACAAUCAUGUUGCCAUGUUUUCCUCCUCUACAAGACUCUUCUCGGCUUGUUCAUAGCUUCGACUACGGUACUUCACAUGAUGCUGUGAUGCUAAUUAGUUCUUGGGAAGCAGAUAUCUUUUGUUUCACAUUUUCAGAGUCAGGAUAGCCCUGUAGCAUUCUGUAAUUUAUUCUAGACUAGACACAAUGAGUCUGACAUACUGUAAUCGCCAUGUUCAUGUUAGUCCUGUCCUGCAUAUGUUUUGUCUCCACUACACACCCUGUGUGUUCUUCCAGAUACAGAGGAUCAUAGGUCCUUGGACAUGAACUUGAGGACACUGAAAACACAAGUGCUGCCUUUAGCUUGCAGAUGUUAGCGGGCAGUGACUGUCCGGAGAAGCUCCAGGUUAAGGUUGAGCAAUUUGUGGAAACAAGAAAACCUGCCUGGGUUUCUUUCCAAGUGAAAUAAGACUUGCUGUAGUGACGUAUUGCGAGAUGCUGAUCUCUCUCAGCCUAACAGUGCCCAGAGCAGCAGUUCAGAAAUGGCAAAAGAGAAGAUGUACUUGUAUUAAACUUUGCCGUUGACCUUGAAGCCACCUUUCGCCAGUUAAAAUGGAGAAGCCAGUGAACUACAAUUGCCUAUAAUCAUUUUGUCAUCACGAUGCCAACAUUUGUGCAGUGACUGAAACAGAGUGUUUUGUGCUUUGCUAUGGGAGGAAACCUUCAUUGGAUAUCCUGGAGUUGGGCCAAAUUCUGAGAAAUACCUUGAUGAUGAUGACGACGAUGAUGACUAAUCUCUGAUUUGGACGAAGUGUUUACAUAGCACAGUGUGCCAAAGUUAUUUACUGUUGGUUCAUUUGUCUCAGCAUAGUUCAAGUAUAGGACAGUGUCAUUGACUGAUGUGAUGAAGGACAUGCAACCCCACCAAAUCCCCUCCCCCAUUUACUUAGGCAUAAUAAUUUUGGGUAGUUUUUUAUUUUCUUUCUUAUUUUUGGUUCCUCUAAGUCUUGACGUUACAAUUAACGGCAAGGGAGACAUCAUGGGGUCAACAGUUGUACAAGUGUAUAUGUGUGUAUAUACAAAAUGUAUGUCCAUGCAUGUACAUAUAUACACAUACAGUUGCAGUUAAUAGUGAUUUGGUCAACUGUACAGCGCUUGUAUUUGUUCAUUGUUUUAUAGAUAUGGCAAAAGGUUUACUUUGAAUGAGGAAAAAAAAUUAACUUAAAUAAAACUUUAUAUAUAUAA
Messenger RNA from Colossoma macropomum (tambaqui), 4696 nucleotides. It is a transcript of the gene galnt2, whose product is annotated as UDP-N-acetyl-alpha-D-galactosamine:polypeptide N-acetylgalactosaminyltransferase 2. The transcript has 17 exons. Gene Ontology annotation, cellular component: Golgi apparatus. Lineage: Eukaryota; Metazoa; Chordata; Actinopteri; Characiformes; Serrasalmidae. The record is from RefSeq and is a predicted model, not a curated record. The coding region runs from base 192 to 1925 and encodes 577 amino acids.